CUUAAAACCGGUUUAAUCGAAUAUUUCGCAAUAAAUCCGAACAAGCACUCUAACACGGAAGUGAUUCGAGAAAAAUAAAUUGGUAAACAUAUGUGUUCCAGAUAAAGAAAUGAAGAUGAAGACUCACAUGCUGAUGGUAUCAACAACAUAUUUCCUUCUUUUGAACAUGGCUGUAGUUGUUGAAUCUGAGGUUGUUGGUCAAACAACAACAGAAGCAGCUUCAACAGCAGCAAAGAUAACAACAACAACAAGUUCCAAUCCUAUCCCAAGUACAACCGCUGAUGACAAAGGCACUAACAAUGAAACCACUGUAAUCCCAAGUACCACAAGUGUUACACCAUCCAGUUCUAAAUUUUCACAAAAUAAUUCAAGCACACCUGCUGUUGCUACAGCAACAAACACUUCUUCCACUGCUGCUACUACUUCAACAGCAGCACUAACUUCAACACCCACUACCUCUGUAAAAACUACUGCUAAUUCAACAAGAGUAACUACAACAGCAAAACCUAAUACAACUGUUACACCUGCCACUACAAAGAAAGAUUAUUCCACAGCCAGCACACCAUCAGCUACAGCAGCAGCUACAACAAUAGCAGCAAUAACAACAACAACACCAACAACAACAAUUAAAACUACUACCCCUAGAGUACAACCUACACCAAACGACAGUACUACAACAAAAGAGCCAAAAUCAACAGUGCAUUCAACAACAAUCCACAGUUCUGUGACUCCAAGCCAGAAUGCCUCAGCUACAACAUCCCAUGCAUCAGCUAAAGACAACUCAAAGUCAAAUAUAAAGUUGACAGUUGCUGUCGUACUCACCUGUCUGGUGAUCUUCCUCAUCAUCAUUGUCAUUGUAUGCUUCGUCAUUCGCAGAAAGAAAAAAUACUUCAGUCAGUUCCAGUUGACCCGUCUGCAGGAGGAUGAGGAUAAUAUCAUGGAUGAACAGGACCUCCAGGAUUUCGAUGGAGCAAGAUAGAUCAGAUGGACUCAGGCAGAGAGACUUAGUCCAAGAAAAGGCAGGAAUGGACAAAACGUCAUCCCCAUCAAUGUUAUCCAGAAAAAGAAAUCUAUGUCUUUCUUUUCAACAACUAGUUUUAUUGAUCAACAUUAACAAAUGUCUGGGAAUUCCUUGUAGAAUUAAUUUAAAAUGCAUACCCAGUCUCCACACAGUGAUCUCCCUUGACAAAUGAACGAGAUCUCCGCACCACGUACGAAAAAGAGCUGAACCGUAGCAUUACACUUUCUUUUGGAAAAGGAAUUUUACAUACAUGAAUGUAAUAUUUUAUCAAAGUUUUAUUGAAUAAUGUUGUUUUCAAUGUUAAACAAUCAAAAAUUAUUUCAAAUGAAAGAGAGCUUGAGCCGUUUGAAUGAUCUCAUAUUUUUUUUAUAAUUAUGAUCAUAAUCACAUAUGUGUGAUGGCAGUGAUUACUGAGUUAGUAACUACUGUAUGGAGUUUCAUGAAUACUGUGUUAUAGUUUCAUGUUUAUCAUAUCUUACCAGAGGUUCACCAUCUUGCCUGUGUGGUCAGAAUGUUAGCGCUUGCAAAGUGUAAGUUUAUUGGGGCCAUGUUAUCUACGCACGUAUUGUACGAUCACUUUUUUAAUUUAAUAUUUCUGAGUAAAUAAGACCUAUUUUGAAUCUAAAAGCUUUCUUACUCAUUUUAGGCAAAGACCAUUUGAUUUUGAAAGUAAAACCUUUAAUUUUAUUUGUGACAUUCACGAAAUGUUUAACUGUAAUUCUUGAUAUUAUGAUGUUUGGUUGUAUGCUCGUUGGUAAUAUUGACCCAUUAAUAAGCGAGGCGAUUCAUACCUUCAUAUCGUCAAGAAAAUCCAACUACCUGACUGUACAUUGUGUACAUUCUCUGGUUUGAUGUAAAAUAAUUUACCGUAAUUACCCUUUCUAUUAAGUAUUCAUUUAAAGCACAAUUAAAGACAGUGUGGACACACAAUUUAUUUUUAUUUUUUGCAGUGUGGUUUUCAGUAUUUAGACUUGAAGUUAACCGUCCAUAGAUUAGAAGUGACCAGCAAAUGUUACAUGGUAAUCAUAUAAACCUGACAAUGUCUGCCAUUUGGUCAGAUAUCUAACCAAUCUCAGACAUGGACCAGAGGCCACCUGAUCUCAUUGAGAUACAGCACAUAUCUUAAUUGGAUCUUUAUUGUUACUUUAUUUUCUCCACAAAAAGUCUAUCAAGUCUAAAAUAAGUUCUUUCGUCUUCUUAAGGACACUAUUGUGGUCACCUUCAAUUAUUCUUGGAGGACAAUUUUGUGGUCACCUACAUUUAUUUAUUUAUUCAUUCAUUAAGGACAAUUUCAUGGUCACCUUCAUUCAUAUCAUUCAUAUUUGUUUUCUGUCAGGGUACUAUAAUUAAGUCCUGUAGUCAUAUUCAUUUAGUUAUUAAUUUUCGAUAUGAACUUUUUAAAGUGCUCUUGAAUUAUUUUGCUUUGAGAUUCAUUCGUCACUAUGGUAAUAAUAGAUUCAACUGAUUAGUGUUUUAAGUAUUGGAGUUCAUAGUGUUAUCAUGUGCAGUUUAAAAAAAAAACCUCACCGUAUUAUUGUACAAUACUGGUACUAGUAUUUCACAAAACUUCAGUUUGAUAUAUAAAGAUAACAUGAAGCCUUUGUAUGUAUAAUUAUUAUGUAUUAUGGGAAUGGUAUAUAAUAUUAUUUUUAUUUAAAAUGAUGCCUCUUGUGUGUUUUCACAUUCCAUAAUUAUAUCCAAGGUAUUCAGAUGUUAUCAACAUUGGCUGAUGUACCAGUAUGUCUUACCUGAUCUGGCUGGGUAUGACAAAAACAGUUCUGACUUGAAAUUAAUAUGAAGAUUAAAAAACAUAAAUAGGAUUUCCCCUUGUAAAUCCAGCUCUUAGUUAUAUGAAAAGUUUUCAUAUAACUAAGAGCUGCAAAACUCUUAAUUUCUUUGAAAUGGAUUGACGAAAUGCAUCAAAACUUUAAGAAUAUCUUCUCCAAGAUACUCAACAAUAAUUUUUUGCCUUUUUAUUAAAAAGAAAAUCGUCUCUUAAUUUUCUGAUUUUCAGUUACCAAAAUGGCUAAUAGCUUUAAAAUCUGAUUGUCAAAAUGUACAUAAAGAAUUCUUAUAGUAUCAGAUGUUAGAUCCUCAAAAUGGCCAAAUGCAUAUUUUCUCCUAAUGUCAUUGAAAUAUAAUGACAUUUAGACAAACCUAUCAUUUCAAUAAUAGUAAUAUUUUCCCACCACAUCAUAAUGUUAUAUGUUGAUUAUAGCAAUAAUAUUUUUGUUUAAAGUACAUAUCAUACUAUUUUCACAUAUAGUUAAUGUAUCAAAUGUUCAAACAAGCUGGUAAUAAUGUUAAAUUUUAUGCCGAUACAAUUUUAAUACCAUUUGGAACUGUAUCAUUUGCCAAUUACCAAUAUCUAAAACUGUUAACUAAUAUACAAAAUAAAUGACCUAAAAUUAUAAAAAAAAAGUAUAAUUUUUCUACACCUUAAAGCUGCACUCUCACAGAUUGAACGUUUUGACAGUUUUUUUUAUUUUUUGUCUUGGAUUAAGCCAGUUAUGGGAAAAUGCAUGUAAACCCGUCAAAUAAGUCUGCUGACAAAAAAAUAAGAUCGCAGAUUCUUAUAUUGAAGUUUAAAAAAUGGUGUUUGAUGCAUUUUUCCUAAACUGUCAGUAAUGGUUUAAGCCAUAAAACCUUAAUUUUAGAACAGAAAUAUGAAAAUUUGCAAACGGAUCUUUUGUCAGCAGUCUUUUAUCACUGGCUUGCAGAUAUUUACGCAAGAAUUUGCUCAUUCCAAGACAAAAAAAUAAAAAAGAGUGCAGCUUUAACCUCUUGCCAAUGAUACCAACCUAAUGUGGGGUCACCAAGCAUCGAAAAUUCACAUAAUUGUAUAUAUGUUAUAUAACUUUAAUACCUAUAAUUAAUGAUGUGUUGUAAUAUAUACUUGGUAGAUCUAUAUUUGUUACUAUUAUAGGGAUCUCACACAAGUGUUUUAUAAUCCAGGGACCUACAUAUAUAUAUAUAAGAAGGCGCUGUUCUGUCAUGGAUUGUGCCAUAUGCUCACCGAUAUUUACCCACAUUUUUGUAUUGUUGUAUGUACAUUAUACAUUUGAUUUUCUUGUUAAUGUUCUGCGAUCGGUAUUUUAUACAGAUCUACCAUAUGGUGGUCAUGAUUAGUGUGUGUGUAAGCUUGGAAUGCGUCUCUUUGUACAUUUACAUAUUUCUUGUGUUACAUAUUUUAUUGAAUACAAUGUUUGUAAUGAUGCUUUUGCCACUAAACUUGUGAUUCUUUUUUAUAUUUUGUCUAUUUUCAAGGCAGUAUGUUUUUGUUAGUAGAAUGUACAUUGACAAAAUGAUUCAUUUACAGUUACAUGUAGUUUAGUGUUGUAGUGAUCUGUGUAUAUAACCAAAAAAUGUGGCAACACCAAUAUAAAUUUAUUGGGAUGUGAUUUGUCUGCAUGUUUCGUGGAUCAGAUGGCUUCAGGGACAACCCCCCACCCCCCACCCCUUGCUUUAUUUGUUGUAAAGUAUUGACACCCCAAUUUGCUUCAAAUAAGCAAAGAAAGCCAUCGAAAGAGGUUCUAAAAACACUUUUGACUCUGGGCAGGGUGCUUAACUAUUGGCCAUUGGAGACCUUGAGUGGCCCCUAAACCCCUUGCUGAAAUGGUUUCAGCCAUUCAUCUGCCAGGUAACAUCCCUGAAUUAUGGAAUAUGUAUUCUCAAUAACUAGUUGUAAUGGAAGGCUCAUUAUGUGCUUUUUCUUUGUGUGUACAUGCCGAUUUGUUAAGUAAUGGGACAUAUUCUCUACACAUAAUCAAAAAAUAACAGAUAAGCAUAAUGAGGCAGUUUUGGACAAGAAGUGUUAAGUGAUUAUGAAAAAAGGCAUGAUAAUAUUUAAGUUAUAUUCAAACAUUUUUUAACCAUCCCCAACGGAUACUGCCACUCAUUUUUCAAAUAUGGUCAACAGUGUACUUUACCAUCCCUGAUGGAUAUUGCCACCCAUGUCUUAAACAUGGUAAACAGUGUACCUUACCAUCCCUGAUGGUUGUUGCCACCCAUGUUUCAAUGACAGUAAACAGUGUACCUUACCAUCCCCGAUGGUUAUUGCCACCCAUGUUUCAAACACGGUAAACAGUGUACCGGGUACCUUACCAUCCCUGAUGGUUAUUGCCACCCAUGUUUCAAAACACAGUAAACAGUGUACCGGGUACCUUACCAUCCCCGAUGGUUAUUGCCACCCAUGUUUCAAAACACAGUAAACAGUGUACCGGGUACCUGACCAUCCCUGAUGGUUAUUGCCACCCAUGUUUCAAAACACAGUAAACAGUGUACCUUACCAUUCCAGAUGGUUAUUGCCACCCAUGUUUCAAACACGGUUAACAGUGUACCUUACCAUCAUUGAUGGAUAUUGCGGCCCAUGUUUCAAACACAGUUUACAGUGUACUUUACCAUCAUUGAUGGAUAUUGCCGCCAAUGUUUCAAACAUGGUCAACAGUGUACCAUACCAUCCCUGAGUGAUGGAUGUUGUCACCCAUGUUUCAAACACGGUUUACAGUGUACCUUACCAUUCCUGAUGGAUAUUGCCACCCAUGUUUCAAACAUGGUCAACAGUGUACCAUACCAUCCCUGAGCGAUGGAUAUUGUCACUCAUGUUUCAAACAUGGUUUACAGUGUACCUUACCAUUCCUGAUGGAUAUUGCCACCCAUGUUUCAAACACGGUUUACAGUGUACCUUACCAUUCCUGAUGGAUAUUGCCACCCAUGUUACAAACAUGGUCAACAGUAUACCAUACCAUCCCCGAGUGAUGGAUAUUGUCACUCAUGUUUCAAACACGGUUUACAGUGUACCUUACCAUUCCUGAUGGAUAUUGCCACCCAUGUUUCAAACACGGUUAACAGUGUACCUUACCAUCUCUGAUGGAUAUUGCCGCCCAUGUUUCAAACACGGUUUACAGUGUACCUUACCAUUCCUGAUGGAUAUUGCCACCCAUGUUUCAAACACGGUUAACAGUGUACCUUACCAUCUCUGAUGGAUAUUGCCGCCCAUGUUUCAAACACGGUUUACAGUGUACUUUACCAUCUCUGAUGGAUAUUGCCGCCCAUGUUUCAAACACGGUUUACAGUGUACCUUACCAUCUCUGAUGGAUAUUGCCACUCAUGUUUCAAACACGGUUAACAGUGUACCUUACCAUCUCUGAUGGAUAUUGCCGCCCAUGUUUCAAACACGGUUUACAGUGUACCUUACCAUCUCUGAUGGAUAUUGCCGCCCAUGUUUCAAACAUGGUUAACAGUGUACCUUACCAUCUCUGAUGGAUAUUGCCGCCCAUGUUUCAAACAUGGUUAACAGUGUACCAUACCAUCCCUGAGUGAUGGAUAUUGCCACCCAUGUUUCAAACACGGUUUACAGUGUACCUUACCAUCUCUGAUGGAUAUUGCCGCCCAUGUUUCAAACAUGGUUAACAGUGUACCAUACCAUCCCUGAGUGAUGGAUAUUGCCACCCAUGUUUCAAACACGGUUUACAGUGUACAUGUAUUAGUUUCUGAAUCUGUGAUAUGUAGAUGUCUUUCAGAUUGCUGUUUGCACUUUCAUAUAGCAUAGAAAAUUAGUGUAUUCAUACACCAUUUAUGAUAGGAAGAUGUUUUAUGUUUUCACAUUGCUAGUCAAAACAACAGACAUACUAUACAUGGUUCAGCUUGUCUGUUUUUUGUUUUACUUAAACCUUAGCAAGAAUUCAAAAAUCUUUCAUGACAUUCAAAUGAAUCUUGGUACUGAUGGUGCCGGAGACAAUACACACAUGUAUGGAGAGCCCUCUGUUUGACUGUAAAAACAACAGAUAACCAUGUGAAUUAACUCGGCAGCGCCCCUGUUUCUUAUUUCGAUUUCUUCCAUUUUCUGUUAUUUUGUGCCAUGCUAUAUGUGUUGAUAGAUCAAUGUUUCUUUUAUACAACUGUUAAUUUUAAGUUUUGUUUAUUUGUUUAUUGUCACAUAUAUGAGUUUUUCCUGUUGUUUUACAUGUUGCUACAUUUGCAGUAUGAUGUGUUUAACGGAAACCAAUCUUGUUGUUUUAACAAUAUGCACAUUGAUGUUUAAGUGCCAUAAUUAAAACUACGCAAAUCAG
This is a messenger RNA of Mya arenaria, 7092 nucleotides long. RefSeq lists its product as uncharacterized. Bases 110 to 979 code for a protein of 289 amino acids. NCBI's taxonomy places the organism in Eukaryota, Metazoa, Mollusca, Bivalvia, Myida, Myidae. The record is from RefSeq and is a predicted model, not a curated record. The transcript is spliced from 4 exons.